Molecule: messenger RNA, 2603 nt
Organism: Ruditapes philippinarum (Manila clam)
Lineage: Eukaryota; Metazoa; Mollusca; Bivalvia; Venerida; Veneridae
Exons: 2
Coding region: 7-1683 (558 amino acids)
Biological process (GO): positive regulation of DNA-templated transcription
Cellular component (GO): chromatin; nucleoplasm
Molecular function (GO): ubiquitin-protein transferase activity; zinc ion binding
Source: RefSeq, a predicted model, not a curated record
UUAAACAUGACAGUCGAUGGACGUAAAUUAAGACAAACUAUGUAUCAAGAUUCAGAUAUAAAACAUGACUUUCCGUGCUUACCAUGUACUCAAGAAGGGCGGAAUGUGGCUGCCAUAAAAUACUGUGUGGAAUGUGACGAAAAUCUUUGUCAAAAAUGUGUGGGUGAUCAUAAUAAGUUUUCCGCAAUGAGAAGACAUCAGUUACUUGACACGGUUAAACAACCGAGCGGGAAAAGGCAAGAAUUACCAAGUCAAAAAUGUGGAAAACAUGGAGGAAAAUUGAUAGAUGUCUACUGUCCUAGUCAUGAUAAGGUUGGCUGCUCAACUUGUAUGACUGUUGAACACAGUGGCUGUAAAGACAUUACUUUCAUACCAGACUUAGCAUAUAAAAUGGACACCUCUCAUGUACUAAAUCUCCUCAAAAUCGAAAUUAACACACUAGAAUCUCGCUUCAUGGCGUUAAAACAAAAUAAAGUGACAGCACUUGAUAACAUGAGGGAAGAUAAAAGUCAAUUGAUUAAAGAAAUAAAGUCGGAAAGGAAGAAAAUUAACGACCGUUUGGAUAAAAUGGAAAUGGAUCUUAUUCAAGAAGUGGAUGCCACCUUUCAGAAAAACAUGCAACAAUUAGAAACAAACAUGAAAGAAGUUGAUGCGCAGAUUGUUAUACUUCAAGAAAGUCUACAGAGCAUAAAUGCUGCUAAACACGAAAACGAAUCAGAGAAAUUUGUACAAAUAAAGAGCGUCAAAGAGAAAUAUAAAAAUACAAGCGAUUGUUUAAAGGAAUUUGAAAAGUCAAGCAAAACUGGAACCUUACGGUUUGAUCCAUACCGGCAGGAAACUGAUUCAGAAUACAACAUUAUCGGAAGCAUACUUAAUCUUCCAGUUAUUGAAGUAGGGAAAUGUAGUGAAUUUAAUGUACAGAUAGCAGAUGACAAGAAGAAGAGCGAUAUAAUUGACAUGUGUAUGUGUGAAGACGGAUGUAUUGUAAUGACAGAUUACAACAAUAAGAGGAUUAAGAAAAUGAAUGAAUCAUUCCAGGUCGUAUCCUCGCUGAAUGUCGCCGACAACCCUGUCGGUAUUUGCCAAGUUGGGAGGACAUUGCUUGCCGUUACUCUGAUUAAUGAUAGAAAGGUUCAGUUUAUCUCCCAAAAAGAGAAUAUGUUACUGCAGUCAUUCAAAGUCGGUGAUAGAUGUCGGGGUAUUGCGUACAAUGACGGGAUGAUUUAUGUUUGCUGUGGCGGAUCAAAGACUUUUAAAGAAGGAGUUGGUCAUCUAGAGGUAUAUUCGGUUACUGGGAAAAUGGUAAAAUCAUACUAUGGUGAGAUAAAAUGUCCUUUACGUGUUGUAUUUCUACGCUCUUCAGACGAGAUGUUUGUGACUGACAGGUAUAAAGGUAUCCUUCUCAUUGACAAAACGCGAGGCAUGACAAAACUUAAUGUGGAUAUCAAAGUAUUCUCGGGUGCUGAAUGUAUUUGUAAGGUAAACAAGAGUCAGUUCUGCGUUGCCUUUUAUUUUUCACACAAUGUUCUUUUGAUGUCACAUGACGGAAAGGAUCGAGUAGAACUAUUGACAGGAAAGAAUGGUAUACAAAAUCCUAUGGAUAUAUGCUUCGAUGACAAAUCAUCGAGGCUUGUUGUCUCCUGUGAUAACAGAGAAAAAAUAAUGGUUUAUACCUUGAAAUAGUGGAUUGAUUUGUUAAUAAGGAAACGUUGUGAUAUUUGAGUGUUUGAGUGUUUUCGCGUUGAAAUUAGAUCAAAUUACCAUGAGGAAGAUAUGUGUCACUGACAAUAUUUUGUCUGGUAAAAAAAUGGAAUAUUUUAACAUUUUGCUGCAUAAAUAUAGUUAAUGAUUAAAUAAAUAUUUAUUUGAAUUAUCUGAUCGGUGAUUUUGCAGUCGUUUUAUAUGCUAUAUAUCUAAUUCUUUUUUGUCUUUAAUUUUGAAAUGUUCAGGCAAAUUAUUGGAUGAUUUCCAAUGAUUACGAGCAUAAAGACUACCAAUCGCAUCAUCUCGGUCCUUUUCCGCUAAAUUUCGGAUAAGUUAUCAAGAAUAAUAGCCGAGGUGGUCCGAAAAACAUUCUCUGUUUGCUCAUUUUUUAAUUGUUUCCUAUUUGUUUACUGGUACUUGUACAUUGCUGAAACAGUAUUUUCUGCAAAAAUAGAAUUGCUUUGUCCUUUACAAUAACGUUAUGUUAUCGUGGACAAACUUAGAACAUAUUGUUGAAAAGGAAUAUAUUAUGUACUAAUAAAGUUAUAUCUGUGAUUGAAAGGUUAUAUAUGUGAUUCUAAUAUAAUACAUGUAUUUAGCCAUUCAUAAAUAAAAAUGUAGAAAGAAAUACAAACCUUUAGAAAUUUAAAGAAGUUAAAUAAAUGCAAUUAACAAAAUUAAGAAAACUACCUGAUGCCAUAUUUUUAUUUGUGAAUACAUUUUUUAUUAUAAAACUAUAAUAAUGUAUAUUGUUUAAAGCUGUGUUUGUACAAUAAUUGCAUUGACAAAUAUUUUUGAGCUUGUUUCCAUAUUGGACUUUUUGUUGAUUUGAAAAGCCGACUGGUGCAUUUGAAUUUUGAGGAAAUUCUGAACAAAAGUUGGCGUACUAACCUAAAAGG